UUCCACCUUUCUCCAGCUAGUGGCGGUAGCGCUGCGGGGUUUUAUGUGAUUUGCAGUUGGAUAAAAUCGAAGAAGAAGAGCUUCCCUCAGCAGAAAUGCAACGAGAGAAAACAAGCAACGCCGCCGCGGCUGAAAAGCCCGACCGGGAGGCCGCCAUCAUGUCCAAAUACUACGAUGGAGUGGAGUUUCCUUUCUGCGACGAGUUCUCCAAGUAUGAGAAGAUGGCUAAGAUCGGACAGGGAACCUUUGGGGAGGUCUUCAAAGCGAAGCACAGGCAGACCGGGAAGAAGGUGGCUCUGAAGAAAGUUCUGAUGGAAAAUGAAAAAGAAGGGUUCCCGAUCACGGCGCUGAGAGAGAUAAAGAUCCUUCAGCUGCUCAAACACGAGAACGUGGUCAAUCUGAUCGAGAUCUGCAGAACCAAAGCGACCCAGUUCAACCGAUACAAAGGCAGCAUCUACCUGGUGUUUGACUUCUGUGAGCACGACCUGGCCGGCCUGCUGAGCAAUGCCAACGUCAAGUUCACGCUGGCAGAGAUCAAGAAGGUGAUGCAGAUGCUGCUGAACGGGCUCUACUACAUCCACAGGAACAAGAUUCUGCACAGAGACAUGAAGGCAGCAAACGUUCUCAUCACCAGAGACGGCGUCCUGAAGCUGGCGGACUUCGGUCUGGCUCGGGCGUUCAGCCUGGCUAAAAACAGUCAGGGGAACCGCUACACCAACCGGGUCGUCACGCUGUGGUACCGACCUCCAGAGCUGCUGUUGGGCGAGCGUGAUUACGGCCCGCCCAUCGACCUGUGGGGCGCCGGCUGCAUCAUGGCGGAGAUGUGGACCAGAAGUCCCAUCAUGCAGGGGAACACGGAGCAGCACCAGCUGACCCUGAUCAGCCAGCUGUGCGGCUCCAUCACCGCCGAGGUGUGGCCCAACGUGGACAAGAAGUACGAGCUCUACCAGAAGAUGGAGGUGCCCAAAGGUCAGAAGAGGAAGGUGAAGGACCGGCUGAAGGCCUACGUCAAGGACGCGUACGCUCUGGACCUCAUCGACAAGCUUCUGGUUCUUGACCCGACCCAGCGCAUCGACAGCGACGACGCCCUCAACCACGACUUCUUCUGGUCGGACCCCAUGCCGUCAGACCUGAAGAACAUGCUGUCCACGCACAACACCUCCAUGUUUGAGUAUCUGGCUCCGCCCCGGCGGCGAGGACACAUGCCACAGCAGCAGCCCAACCAGAACCGGAACCCGGCCACCACCAGUCAGACCGAGUUCGAUCGAGUCUUUUAAACGGGGGUGGGGGGGUUAGACUUUUCCUGUUACAGUUUACCUUCACAGGAUGUUUGGGUUUACCCAGAAUCCUCAGAGUUCUGAUCCAGUUCGCCAGCCUUGAUCCAUGAAGAGACUUUAAAUUCAAUCAUUGCUGUUCCUGUACAGUUUAGGUUUGGUGUCCUGAUGUUUAUUUCCAGGUGGAUCAUGAGGUCCGUUACAUGAAUGACUGAAACGUGUUCUGAUGAGUCCACUGAGCCGGAACUCCACACCAAAUAAAAUCUUUUUUCUUUUCUUUUUUUAUAAA
Cyprinodon tularosa is the source of this 1563-nucleotide messenger RNA. RefSeq names its product cyclin-dependent kinase 9 (CDC2-related kinase) (gene cdk9). Gene Ontology annotation, molecular function: cyclin-dependent protein serine/threonine kinase activity; ATP binding. The record is from RefSeq and is a predicted model, not a curated record. NCBI's taxonomy places the organism in Eukaryota, Metazoa, Chordata, Actinopteri, Cyprinodontiformes, Cyprinodontidae. Gene Ontology annotation, biological process: protein phosphorylation. The transcript has 7 exons. Gene Ontology annotation, cellular component: nucleus. The coding region runs from base 96 to 1277 and encodes 393 amino acids.